AUGGGGCUGCUGGCUGGGGAUGGACUGUGGUCUGUGGCCUUAUUCACAGCUGUCUUCCUGUUUCUGGUGGACUUGAUGUACCGGCGCCAGCGCUGGACUGCCCGCUACCCCCCAGGCCCUGUGCCAAUGCCAGUGCUUGGCAACCUGCUGCAUGUGGACUUCCGGAACAUGCCAUACAGCUUGCACAAGCUUCAACAACGCUAUGGUGACGUGUUCAGCCUGCAGAUGGCCUGGAAGCCAAUGGUUGUGAUCAAUGGACUGAAGGCGGUUCGGGAAGUGCUGGUGAACUGUGGAGAGGACACCGCUGACCGACCCCCAAUACCCAUCUUUCAACACCUGGGUUUGAAGCCCAGAUCCCAAGGUAUUGUCUUUGCCCCUUAUGGGCCCGAGUGGCGAGAACAGCGAAGAUUCUCUGUGUCCACCCUGCGCAACUUCGGCCUGGGCAAGAAAUCCCUGGAGCAGUGGGUGACAGAGGAGGCUGGCCACCUCUGUGACGCCUUUGCCGGCCAGGCUGGGCGGCCCUUCAAUCCCAGAACCAUGCUGAACAAAGCUACAUGCAAUGUGAUCUCGUCUCUCAUUUUUGCUCAUCGCUUUGAGUAUGAAGACCCUUACCUCACCAGGAUGCUGAAACUACUGGAAAAAGCUUUGGCAGACGUCUCUGGCUUCUUUCCUGAGGUUCUUAAUGCGUUCCCGAUCCUCCUGCGCAUCCCAGGACUGGCUGACAAGGCCUUAGAAGGUAAUAGGAACUUCAUGGCUAUGGUGGAGAACCUGUUGACUGAGCACAGGAGGACCCGGGACCCUGAACAGCCACCCCGAGACCUGACUGAUACCUUCCUGGCAGAGGUGGAGAAGGCCAAGGGGAAUCCUGAGAGCAGCUUCAAUGAUGAGAAUCUGCGCGCGGUGGUGGCUGACCUGUUUGCUGCAGGGAUGGUGACCACCUCAACCACACUAUCCUGGGCCCUGCUGCUCAUGAUCCUGUACCCAGAUGUGCAGAGCCGCGUGCAACAGGAGAUUGAUGAAGUCAUAGGACAGGCCAGAAGGCCAGAGAUGGCAGACCAGGCACGCAUGCCCUACACCAAUGCUGUCAUUCACGAGGUGCAGCGCUUUGGGGACAUCUCCCCGUUGAAUUUGCCACGUAUCACAUCUCGUGACAUUGAAGUCCAGGGCUUCCUCAUCCCCAAGGGAACGACCCUCAUCACCAACCUGUCCUCCGUGCUGAAGGAUGAGACUGUCUGGGAGAAGCCCCUCCAGUUCCAUCCUGAACACUUCCUGGAUGCCCAGGGCCACUUUGUGAAGCAUGAGGCCUUCAUGCCAUUCUCAGCAGGCCGCAGAGUAUGCCUGGGGGAGCCUCUGGCCCGCAUGGAGCUCUUCCUCUUCUUCACCUGCCUCCUGCAGCGCUUUAGCUUCUUGGUGCCUGAUGGACAGCCCCGGCCCAGCGACCGCGGGGUCUUUGCAGUGCCAGUUGCUCCCUCCCCCUACCAGCUCUGUGCUGUGAUUAGUGCCAGCAGGCACACGAAUUCCAGUCCUGCUCUAGUGGAUCCUGCCGAGAGCUCUUCUUCUUCAGAGCUUCUCCUCUGGUUCCUGCUGGGCUCCCGACACCUCUUGCCUCUCCGGGCUGGGCUUCAGAACACACCGGUAAAGGCGGAGCUUUCAGAGGCUGCCCCUCUGCUGCAGGAGAGGUGCGAGGCGGGCCCCCACCCCAGCCCCUGA
This is a messenger RNA of Peromyscus eremicus (cactus mouse), 1710 nucleotides long. Its product is annotated as cytochrome P450 2D20-like. Gene Ontology annotation, molecular function: oxidoreductase activity, acting on paired donors, with incorporation or reduction of molecular oxygen, reduced flavin or flavoprotein as one donor, and incorporation of one atom of oxygen; iron ion binding; heme binding. The transcript is spliced from 10 exons. The record is from RefSeq and is a predicted model, not a curated record. Gene Ontology annotation, cellular component: intracellular membrane-bounded organelle; cytoplasm. NCBI's taxonomy places the organism in Eukaryota, Metazoa, Chordata, Mammalia, Rodentia, Cricetidae. Bases 1 to 1710 code for a protein of 569 amino acids. Gene Ontology annotation, biological process: xenobiotic metabolic process; arachidonate metabolic process.